AUGGGCAGGGACGUGGAUGCCGUCACGGGAGACCCCAGCGUUGGCGAAAGCGCCAGGCGCAGGGCCGACUGUGUUGGUUCGACGAGAGACCGGGAAGAUCACAAGAAUCGGAGGCGGCAUUCACGGCAGAGCGCGGCCCAGGCUUUUUCUGUGACCGAUGAAAACGACGAUGAUGACGACUCGGAUGCUGGCUCAGAUUACAGUUCCGUCUCCGUGGAUGAGCUCCCACCCAUCCGCGCUUAUGGCCACACCUACCACGGAUCCGGUAUUCUUCUCAUGCCCAACGAUGAGUCCGAGCGGGCUCGUUUGGAGAUUCAGCAUCAACUAUUCAAGCUUUGUCUCGAGGGCGGUUUGACGGCAACUAAAUUACCGACAGAUCGACCGCUGAACAUUCUUGAUAUCGGCGCUGGCACGGGGAACUGGGCCGUUGAAAUGGCCCAGCAGUAUCCCCUGGCCAAGAUUAUGGGUGUCGACAUGUCGGCAGCAUUAUUACCAACAAACGUCCCGCCAAACGUCGUUUUCGAAGUCGAGGACGCAACUGACCCUUGGGCCCGAGAAAAGGACAGUCUUGACUUCGUGCACAUGCGCAACCUUGUUGGCGGUGGCGUGCCUGACUGGAAAGUCGUGAUUCAGCAGGCAUACGAGCAUCUUAAGCCGGGUGGUUUAAUCGAGUUCUCGGAAGUGAGGACACGGUACUUCGACCUCAUCGAUAGCAGCGGGGACGAGCCUACGACGCGGGCCAAGGAAGAGGAUAAAGAAGGACCCAUGACGGCCUGCCGUGAGUUUGAGGUGCGGUUUGGGCAAAUGGCCAAAAUUGCGGGUGUAGAUUUUGACCCUAUACCUAAAAUACCUGCCAUUCUUACGGAUGUGGGCUUCGAGAGGGUUGGCCGUUGGUCAGAUUUGGUGCCCAUCCAGGCUGUGGGUCAUGAUGAGAAGAUGGUGAGGAAAGGAGCUGAAUUUGCUCACAUGCUUGAAUAUGGACUGGAGAACUACUCGCUGGCCGUGUUUGGCAAGGGAGGAUGGGAUGAGAAUGAUACCCGGGCCCUGUUGCAGAGAGUCCACAAGGAAUCGCGUGAUCCCGCAAACGAGGCUUACGGAAAGGUAUCUUUUGUAACGGCUAGGAAGCCGAUGCAAUGA
Colletotrichum truncatum is the source of this 1137-nucleotide messenger RNA. RefSeq names its product methyltransferase. The record is from RefSeq and is a predicted model, not a curated record. NCBI's taxonomy places the organism in Eukaryota, Fungi, Ascomycota, Sordariomycetes, Glomerellales, Glomerellaceae. Gene Ontology annotation, molecular function: methyltransferase activity.